This is a messenger RNA of Cuscuta epithymum, 1088 nucleotides long. Lineage: Eukaryota; Viridiplantae; Streptophyta; Magnoliopsida; Solanales; Convolvulaceae. The record is from the annotation of a GenBank genome assembly.
CAAAAGUCCCACCCCUAGUUAUGCUAAUCCUAGGCAGACAAAUUGGCACUGUUGAAAAUAAUUCUGGUUAAGGUGAGCAAAUAAUACUCCGGCAAUCCGCUCCCGGCGUCUCCUCUCACUUGCUCGCUUUAACAUGGAUUCGCCCUCAUCCUGGGAUUCCCUGCGAAAGCAGGCAAGGAAACUUGAAGCACAGCUCGAUGAACAGAUGCAUUUAUACCGUAGAUUAGUGAGCAAAAAAGUUGACGGUUCCAAUGAUAACAAUCUUGAAAAGGGAAUAGACCAGCUGCUUAAAGAUCUACAACAAGUCAAUUCUCAAAUGCAAGAUUGGGUUUCAUCUGGAGGAGCUGAAAUAUUUUCUCACACAUUAACUCGCCACCAAGAGAUCCUUCAGGAUCUUACUCAGGAAUUUAAACGUCUUCGUUCCAGCUACAAAGCCAAGAAAGAACAUGCCUCAUUACUUGAUGAAUUUAGGGAAUUUGAUCGGACAAGAUUAGAUCUGGAAGAUGGUGGUGACUCUUAUGAUCACGCACUCCUGAAUGAACAUGCUUCCAUUCAUAGGAGUACUGGGCAGAUGGAUGGUGUGAUUUCUCAAGCACAAGAAGCUUUCAAGACACUUGUGUCUCAACGAUCAACAUUUGGAGGCAUUAAUUCAAAGCUCAGCAAUGUUACCAGUCGACUUCCGACAGUUAAUCAUAUUCUUUCGUCAAUAAAGAAAAGAAAGUCCAUGGACACUAUUGUCCUCUUGCUAGUUGCGUCUAUGUGCAUAUUUCUUAUCCUGGUCUACUGGUUGACGAAAUGAAAAGUCGGCAGUUUUCUAAAACGAGAGCACCCCUGGAUCAGAUGUAUGAUUUGUAUAUUCGUAGUCACAGAAUUUAGAAUUCCUGCCCCCACCCAUUUUUAUUUAAUUGAUGUAUGUGGAACAGUGGAAGAUGGAGCGUAUUUACUACUCGUAUGAUGUAUAGAUGAAAGGAUGUAUUUGAAUUUUGAAAGAUGCAGAAAGAAACGUGAACAAUGGACUAGGGAUUCAUAGGAACUUAAUAUCGUGUUACAAUUUUGAUUGGAUGGAAAUUCUAUUUUCUGUGUGGUAA